AUGGCGGGACAGAAGGCCUGCGCCUGCGCACUCCGUGAGCUUGGCUUGCACUCCCAGAGAGCUACUGGGCGCCAAGCCCGGGGUCAGCACCCGACGGGAUCAGUCGGUAUUGGCCGGUCUACCACCUUCUUUCCGUGGACUACAUUUCCCAGAAGUCCCAGUGACUCCAGUCAGCUUUUGGCGCGUUCUUUGUCUCCGCCGGAGCUCGUGAGACUGUCUCACUGGUUGGGGGAGCUGUGUAAGAGCCGGGGUCGGAGGCUAUCCCGGGAAACCGGAGGGCUGCCGUGCGCUGUUGGAGGCUGGGGGAGGGUAAGGGCGGGAUCUCGGGCGCAGCUACAGCCGGACGCCAUCUUGCCCAUCGCGAGUGCCCCCGAACUACAUUUCCCAGAAAGGGCUGCGUCCCCUUGUCCUCCCCACAGCGGGGGAGCUGGCUCAGAGCAGAGCUGUCACUGGACCCAGUUAGUGGCCUGCGUACUGUUCCACCCAGCGAGAUUUGAGUUGCACUUACUGUCGGAAUGGGCUGAGGAGGAACUCCAUGGGCAGGUCUUGGUGACUGGGAGAUGCCAGACUAAUUACCCGGAAUGGAGGGAAGGACAGAGUGGCCAUUUUCUCUCCAUCUCUUGCCCAGAUCAACCAGAGGCUCUGAAACAUCCAUUGCCCACUUGGGAUGACUGUCAACAGCUCUUACAGGUUCUUUUUACCACUGAGGAGAGAGAAAGGAUCCAGGUAGAAGCCCGGACAUCACUUCUGGGUGACAAUAGACAGCCCACCCAGAACCCAGAACUCAUAAAUACUGCCUUUCCCCUCUCUCGUCCAAACUGGGACUACAAUUCAGCAGAAGGUAAGGAGAGACUCCAGGUCUAUCGCCAGACUCUGUUGGCAGGUCUCAGGGCAGCUGCACGAAAGCCCACUAAUUUAGCUAAGGUAUAUAAUGUUCAACAAGGCAGGGACGAAAGCCCAGCAGCAUUUCUAGAGAGGAUCAUAGAGGCCUUUAGACAGUACACCCCCAUGGAUCCUGAAGCUCCAGAGAAUAGAGCCGCUAUAGUUAUGGCUUUCAUCAACCAAGCCACUCAAGACAUAGAGAAAAAAUUACAGAGAGUAGAGAGAUUAGGAGAAAGGAGUCUGCAGGACCUGGUAGUGGUGGCAGAAAGAGUUUUUAAUAAUCGAAAGAGCCCAGAAGAACUACAGACAAGAAUAAACGACCACCAAAUUUGA
Manis javanica (Malayan pangolin) is the source of this 1215-nucleotide messenger RNA. Lineage: Eukaryota; Metazoa; Chordata; Mammalia; Pholidota; Manidae. The record is from RefSeq and is a predicted model, not a curated record.